Molecule: messenger RNA, 1758 nt
Organism: Hirsutella rhossiliensis
Lineage: Eukaryota; Fungi; Ascomycota; Sordariomycetes; Hypocreales; Ophiocordycipitaceae
Product: multicopper oxidase domain-containing protein
Exons: 5
Coding region: 1-1758 (585 amino acids)
Biological process (GO): cellular response to iron ion starvation; reductive iron assimilation
Cellular component (GO): high-affinity iron permease complex
Molecular function (GO): copper ion binding; ferroxidase activity
Source: RefSeq, a predicted model, not a curated record
AUGGCCGUCUUGACCAAGCUGGCGGCCCUCGCGGCGUCGGCCACCCUCGCGGCCGCCGCCACCAUCACCCACAACUUCAACAUCACCUGGGUGAGGGCCAACCCGGACGGCGCCUUUGAGCGGCCCGUCAUCGGCAUCAACGGCCAGUGGCCCAUCCCGCGCAUCGACGCCGACGUCGGCGACCGCCUCGUCAUCAACGUCGACAACCAGCUCGGCAACCAGACCACGUCGCUGCACUUUCAUGGCCUCUUCAUGAGCGGCACCGCCCACAUGGACGGCCCGGCCGGCGUCACCCAGUGUCCCAUCCCGCCUGGCGCCUCGUUUACCUACAACUUCACCAUUGACCAGCCGGGGACCUACUGGUAUCACUCCCACACCCACGCCCAGUACCCCGACGGCCUGCGCGGCCCCCUCGUCGUCCACGACCCCGACUUCCCCUACCGAAAAGAGGUGGACGAGGAGCUGGUCCUGACCCUGUCCGACUGGUACCACGACGAGAUGCAGACCCUCAUCCCGCGCUUCAUGAGCAAGAGCAACCCGACGGGCGCCGAACCCGUGCCCAACGCCGCACUCAUGAACGAGACGCAGAAUAUGACCGUCGCCGUCCAGCCCGGCAAGACGUACCUGUUCCGCAUCGUCAAUAUUGGCGCCUUUGCCGCGCAAUACUUUUGGAUCGAGGGCCACAAGAUGCGCAUCGUCGAGGUCGACGGCGUCUACACGAGGGAUGCCGAGGCCGACAUGGUAUACAUCUCUGCUGCGCAACGCGUCAGCGUGCUUGUCGAGACCAAGGCUGAUGUCGCGGCCAACUUUCCUAUUGUCGCCUGCAUGGACAAGGAGCUUUUCGACGUGCUCCCCCCUGAGCUCAACUACAACUCGACGGGCUGGCUCGUCUACGACGACGCCAAGGUCAAGCCCGCGGCCGCCAUCGUCGCCGAGCUCGACGCCUUUGACGACAUGACGCUGGUGCCCUACGACAACAUGACGCUGCUGCCCGAGCCCGACCGCGUCGUGACGCUUGACGUGCACAUGGAAAACCUGGGCGACGGCGCCAACUACGCCUUCUUCAACAACGUCUCGUACGUCGAGCCCAAGGUGCCGACCCUCUACAGCGCCCUCUCGGCCGGCGACCAGGCCGUCAACCCGGCCGUCUACGGCGAGUACUCGCAGCCCUUUGUGCUCGAGAGGGGCCAGGUGGUGCAGAUUGUCCUCAACAACCUCGACCCGGGCCGUCACCCCUUUCACCUGCACGGGCACAACUUCCAGGCCAUUUACCGCUCGGACGAGGAGGCCGGCACGUUUGGGGACGUUGACCCGGCCGAUGCGAAGUUUCCAAGCGUGCCCAUGCGCAGGGACACGCUCGUCGUCUGGCCCAACGGCAACAUUGUGCUGCGCUUCAGGGCCGACAACCCAGGCGUCUGGCUCUUCCACUGCCACAUCGAGUGGCACGUCGUCUCGGGUCUCAUCGCCACCUUUGUCGAGGCCCCCGCCGAGCUGCAGAAGCAGAUACUCGCCCUCCCCGAGGACCACCUCGACGUCUGCAGGCGCGCCGACGUGCCCACCGUCGGCAACGCCGCCGGCAACACGGUCGACCUACUCGACCUGAGCGGCCAGAACGAGCCCCCCGCUCCUCUGCCCGAAGGCUUCACCGCCCGCGGAAUCGUCGCCCUCGUUUUCAGCUGUCUGGCGGGCAUACUCGGUAUCUGCGUCAUAGCGUGGUACGGCCUGGCCAAGCCCGUCGACUCGAUCCCGCGCAGUUGA